AUGUUAGGUCAUUCGACAGAGACCCGGAAAGGCACUGCACUCACCCGUAACAAGUCGACGUUGACUGAGGAGCAUGGAGCAGAUUCAAGAGAAGGUGUCGUUCUUGAUGCGAUGAGAGGGAGACUUUCGCCACUGUCCACAAAGUCUGAGUCGGAGCCAUUUUGCGUGAUGGACCUCGGAAGUGUACAGGAUCAAUAUGAGCACUGGAUGUCAUCUCUGCCGGCCGUGGAGCCAUUCUACGGUAUGCGAUACUAUUUCCCUGCCGUGAGUCACCAAGUGAUAUCUAUUUUGGGCGAUCUGGGGUCUGGGUUUGACUGCGCUUCUCGAUAUGAGAUUGAACUUGUGAUCAGCCAAGGCAUCUCAGCUGACCGGAUCAUCUUCGCCAGUCCGUGCAAGAAACCAUCCGAUAUCGAGUUUGCCCGAGAAGUCGGUGUUGAUCGAAUGACAUUUGACAAUGAGGCGGAGCUUCGAAAAAUCAAACAGCUCUUUCCGCGCAGUCAGCUCAUCCUGAGAUGUUUCGCUUCCGAUCCGUCCGCUACAUACAGUCUAUCUUCGAAAUUUGGGGCGCAUCCAGAGGAGUCUUUGAAACUUUUGAAAUUGGCCAAAUCUCUCGGACUGGAGGUCAUCGGCGUGAGUUUCCACGUCGGAUCCGGCUCCAAGGACCCGAAGGUCUUCGAGGUGGCCAUCAAGGAUAGUCGCCGGGUCGUUGACGCCGGUUUGCAAUUGGGGCAUGAAAUGCGACUUGUAGAUAUUGGAGGUGGAUUUUCGACCGAGACGUUUGACAUGGCCGCCGUCACGAUCAAAGACGCUUUGAACACGCAUUUUCGGGGUAUGCCGAUGGAUUUUGUCGCGGAACCGGGUCGUUAUUUUGUGGCCAAUGCUCUAACCGUCGCUUGUGGGAUCAUUGCUCGUCGAGAUUCGCGAGAGAAUCCUGCUUCCCCUCAAGGCCCAAUGAAUCAUAUGCUUUAUCUGAAUGAUGGGAUUUAUGGUUCUUUUUUAACCUAUCUCUUCGAGCCAUGUCCACAGCCCAAGGUCCUCCGCGCCUCGGGCGAAUUCUACCCUCGCACCUGUUCGAGCGAUUUGGCCAAUUACAUCAUCUGGGGACCUACUUGUGAUGGGAUCGAUUGCAUUUUAAAAGAUGCAGAGCUUCCCGGAGAUCUGACUUGUGGCGAUUGGGUUUAUUUCUCGAAUAUGGGAGCUUAUACAACAUGCUUGACUACCAACUUUAAUGGAUUUAUGGGCCAUCGAGAAAUCAUCUACGUUUCAAGCAAUGUUUCGUCUGGAAUCAAUAUCCACCAGGCUGGCGCAGACGGUCUGCAGGAAGGGAGACUCUUUGCGUGA
Molecule: messenger RNA, 1341 nt
Organism: Penicillium oxalicum
Lineage: Eukaryota; Fungi; Ascomycota; Eurotiomycetes; Eurotiales; Aspergillaceae
Product: type III PLP-dependent enzyme
Exons: 3
Coding region: 1-1341 (446 amino acids)
Cellular component (GO): cytoplasm
Molecular function (GO): ornithine decarboxylase activity
Source: RefSeq, a predicted model, not a curated record